AUGUCUGCGAUUGGGAAAACGGGGCUGAGAAUUUACCUUCCGGCUCGAUGUCGAGUCGCUCGAGUAUCCUUAUCGUCAAAAGCUCCGUGUUAUUCCACCUCUCGUGUGGGUUCUAAAGCCCCGGUUUCUUUGGGAGACGCAAAAGGCGACCGGCCCGUCCCCAAAAAUGAUGUUCGUCCUUUAGAAAACAAGGAUGGCCAAUCUUUGAAAGGAGAAGAGCCCAUUUACCCCAUUUAUACCGACGUCAAUCCCCUUUUCGACACGUAUGUCAAAGCCCAACACCCUCGCUCCUUGCGCCCUGACUCCAGAGGGCGUAUACAGCCGUUCAAAGUAUCAACCACGAUCUUCAAUGAUCCUCCGCUCUUUAUGAUUGAUCCUCUCCAACGGCCCAAGCAGAAAUACCCUACAACCCGGUAUAUCAAGUCAAAAUCCAAAACUGGUGCUACAGGAGAAGUUGGCGAAACGUCCAUGGCCCAAAUGGACCUUGAGGACUCAUUGCGAGAAGGUGGCGCAGCGGCCGUUUGGGGAGCGGAUGUUCGUCCGGCUUUUGACACGACAAUGGAAGAAAAUCGUGAAACUCCUUUGGAUGUGGCUCUCGACCAGCAGGCUUGGAACACAGGCGAACUUUACGACCAGUCAGGUCGAUGGGAUCGUCGCAAGACACCGCAUGGAGAAACAUCGUCGCUUCCUUCGCCCUCUGAAGCUCAAACUCUACCACCAAGCGUUGUUUCAACUCUAAUGCGCUUCCCAUUGAUUUCCAAAAGAGUUGUCCAGCAAGGAGGAAAGGGUCGUAUGCCUUCGUGGUAUGUACUGACCGUCGCCGGAAAUGGAGACGGGUUGGUAGGAAUUGGGGAAGGCAAGGAUGCCGAAAACGCUCGUGCAAUCGAGAAGAGUUUUAUCGCUGCUUGCAAAGAUCUUGAUUGGGUGGAUAGAUACGAGAAUAGGACCCUUUGGAACGAUAUCAACACCAAAUGGGGCGCAACAAGGGUGACCUUGCGACCGCGUCCGAUUGGAUUUGGGCUGCGAUGCAACCCAUACAUACAUCAGCUCUGCAAGGCGGCAGGGAUCAAGGAUAUCUCUGCCAAGGUCUGGGGAUCACGCAAUGGGAUGAACAUCAUCAAAGCAUGUCUGCGUGUUCUGCGGGGAGGUCACGCGCCACCGAUGAUGGGCGACGGUGUUGGCAGAAAGGGGUCCCGAAUGGACAAGGGCUAUGGUAUGCGUGGACGAGGGAGCAUAGAGCGCGAACGCGGAAGGUGGCUAGCGGACAACCGCCUGUGGUAG
Messenger RNA from Serendipita indica DSM 11827, 1281 nucleotides. NCBI's taxonomy places the organism in Eukaryota, Fungi, Basidiomycota, Agaricomycetes, Sebacinales, Serendipitaceae. The record is from the annotation of a GenBank genome assembly.